Molecule: messenger RNA, 2062 nt
Organism: Rhodofomes roseus
Lineage: Eukaryota; Fungi; Basidiomycota; Agaricomycetes; Polyporales; Fomitopsidaceae
Exons: 3
Coding region: 1-1707 (568 amino acids)
Source: RefSeq, a predicted model, not a curated record
AUGGCAACUACUGUGUUCAUCAUCAUUGCUGGCCUUGCGGCUGCGUAUGUCGGGUUUGCUACUGGCUGGCUGCGUCUUGCGCCGCCCAAGACUGAUGGAAAGCGCGGAAACGCAUCUGGAUAUGUUCUGGAGUGCAAAGUCACGCACCGCCGGGUGCUCCCCAAGGAGUCCUCGCAUGGGUUUGCGUACCGGACCCUCUGGCUGCUCGUCUCGCUGAAUGCUUUGGAGUCCCACUCACUAGAUCUCGCUCGCGGUUGGAUAUUCGGAUACGGUGGGCUGCUCUGGCGACUGACUGGGCUUCGCUCCUCGGCAUACCUACACGACUCGCCCAGCGGCGGACGAGGAACCCGGAGUAUUCGAGAGAAGCUGCUGGACCUCCUGGAUGGCGAGGGAUUGGGUCGGCAUCAGCUGGGAGACGCGUGGAUGCUGACGAUGCCAAGUUUUGCUGGGUUUGAAGGAAUCAACCCCCUGACUGUCUACUACUGUUACGAUGCGCAGGCUAGUCUCUUCAUGGUUGUGCUUGAGGUUCACAAUACAUUUGGAGAGCGGCAUGUCUACUUGCUCGACAUUAACAAAGCCGAGAAAGUAGACGUUCCUGCAGAUACACCUCGCCUGCGCUGGGUUAUUCCGAAGGACUUCCAUGUUUCCCCCUUCAACAAUCGCCAGGGCACCUACACCAUAACCAUCUCCGAACCGUGCCACCCUCCUCUGGGUGCUGAUGGUAGACAUCUGAGCGAUGUCUCAUGUCCCUUGCCCUACGUCGACAUUCAUCUAUUGAGCUCGUCCGAGUCUUCACACGUACUCACGAUGACUGCGACUCUACGUGCCACUGAGUCGAGGCCGCUCACCACAUCCGCUCUUCUACGUUCUCUUGCUCGUCAGCCUCUCGCCCUUGUGUCGUCUUUCGCGCGCAUACUCUACGAGGCCUGGAUCUUGCAUUACGUCAAGCGCCUCGAUGUAUACAUCAGGCCGGAUCCGAAGCCUGCGAGACAAGCCUGGGGCGAGCAGGAUGCUAUUCCAACAGGAAUGUUGCCUGCCAAUCUGCAAUCCGGCCGAGGUGUUGGGUGGCAGCGCCCGAGCUGGUUCGAGCAGUACGCUCGUGGUCUCGUGGAGGCCUUCCUUCAACGCCGGGCGGAGGAACUCGAUACACGCGUCACCCUUGUGUGCGGUAAUCCUGACGAACCUGACGUGGUCUUCUCGCCGAAACGCACUCAUAACGAUACCGUGGACGAGAAACACCUGACAAUUUGGUAUCUCUCCCCGCUAUUCUUCAGCACUGUCUACAUGGCACCGUCGGCUAAGCAUGCCUUACUUCUGGGCUAUCACACCGAACGGAUCUUCAUUCCUUCCUCGCAAACGCUGUUCAGCUCAGUCUUCGCUUCCGAUGCGACCAUGGACAACUCAUUGGAGAAAUCCCGUCCUUCGACUCUGCAGUGCAUGCGCUCUUGUAUGCUGCCGGAGGAGCUGUCCGGGCAUGACAACGCGGUACCGCCUACGCAUUCGCUCGACCCACCCCCGACCAAGCCGUGGAAGUGGCUGCGGAGCCUCACGUACAUAUCCAUGUUCCUCGUGCAGUCGUUCGUCGAGAAGCUCCUGUACCGGCUAACGCGUGCGAGGUUCGUCCCUGGGCAAGAGCCAUGGCUGAGAUGGCAUCGGGCGCUGGACGUGCGCAAGGCGUCGGGCGUGUCUUCGCAGGAGGAUGGGUGAGGUAGUCAUAUCGACAUCGUCGAUGAAACUGCAUCCUUCGCCCGGACUUCCCUCGUGCUCCUGGCAGACGAUUAUUUGCUACGGUCGAGGGAUGUUGUUCUUGCAGGAUCGUCCGCGAGCCGGGACAGGCAUUGAGGAUCCAUACACAAUGUGGACGAAGCGGUGGCCCCUACUCCUCUUGCGCUAUCCUUCCGAGAUUUACUUGUGGGCCGAGAGACAGUUCUCCGACUUUCUUGGAAUUGGGCUUGAUACAGAAGCUACAUAUGUUACAGCGCUACUUCAUACGUUGAGGAGAUGUAAUCGGAACCGGUGCUCUGCAUACAAUCCACGAGUUUGCAACGUCAUGGGCAUGUAU